AUGGAGAUGGCGAAUCUUGCUCGAAUCAACGAUACCAAUGAGGAAACCAGGGCCUUCUAUAGUCACCUAGCAUCCCAUUGUGUCAAAUUACGAGACUUCUCAGUGUGGGCGCGGCAGACCUCGUCUCGAGUAAAAGAUGAACCUCUCAAAGAGGCCCUGGCCCAACUCGGUUCUAUUGUCUCAGAGAAUUGUCUUCAGCAAUUACCGUCUUCCCCAACGACAUUGGAAUUUCGUCUUGGGAUGCUUAAUCUAUGCUGGAGUGAUGCACGGAAGCAGUCUCUUGAGAUGAAACUUAAAUUCAUUAGCCGAUGGUUGACAACUGGGGAGCAACGAGCCGAGGUGGAUAAGGCACUGGAAAGCUGUGCCGACGAACUCGACAAACAACACCCAGAUCCGGCUUCCAGAAAAUCGGUGGACAAGCUCCCGUCCCUAGACAUUGCUGAACCGUCAUUUGCCAUCUGUAAAGCCGCUCAGUCGAUCCUCGAUUCCCUGUUGGACUAUUGGCACCACUUCUUCACAAAGAAAACGAAGCGAAUCCUUUCUCUUGUCAUUGGUUCCACAAUCUUGCACCUGAACGGCACCUCCUGGCUCCAGCGGGGGUGGGGGUCAGCUAGUAUCGAGUUCUUCCAGACAACUUCGUCCAAGACUCCGUUGCGACCUUUCCUUCAAACUCAGUUACCCAAGGCAGUUCCGGCCGGCUCAACUAAUUUUCAACUCAUUGCGGAUGGUGGGGACACCGAUGAUGAGGCAUCGGACGAUCGAGAUUUGGGGCAUCGUUACCCGGUAAUGGUUGCUCUGACUGUGGUCCUCAUGGAGGAGUAUUUCGUCAUGCCAUUGAAAGGAUUGGCAGAAAUGCACGACGUUCCACCGAUCGAGGUUCCCAGCGGCCGCAUGGCCCUCAUCAACGUGGAUCAGGUGUUCAAUGGCGAUGAGGAAAUGGGCAAGGAAGGAUGUCGAGCCCAGAUGCCCGAAGACUGUCCUCUUCGUAUGGCCAUUGACAAUUGCUUAGAUGGUGAACUAUGGGAGGACGAGGAAGGCGAGGCCCUCGACAGUGAUACCCUCAGGUCGCGGAUAUAUCAACAUGUGGUUUGGCUACUUGAGCUUCAUCUAAUCCAAGGCCUCAGCCAGAUGCCGCUGGACGGCGUUAACGAAUAUGCCAGAGAUAUAGGUUUGGAAGAUAGGGUCAGGCCAUGA
This is a messenger RNA of Trichoderma aggressivum f. europaeum, 1194 nucleotides long. RefSeq lists its product as uncharacterized. The record is from RefSeq and is a predicted model, not a curated record. The transcript has 2 exons. Bases 1 to 1194 code for a protein of 397 amino acids. Lineage: Eukaryota; Fungi; Ascomycota; Sordariomycetes; Hypocreales; Hypocreaceae.